This is a messenger RNA of Impatiens glandulifera, 492 nucleotides long. Its product is annotated as agamous-like MADS-box protein AGL80. Gene Ontology annotation, biological process: regulation of transcription by RNA polymerase II. The transcript has 2 exons. The coding region runs from base 1 to 492 and encodes 163 amino acids. The record is from RefSeq and is a predicted model, not a curated record. NCBI's taxonomy places the organism in Eukaryota, Viridiplantae, Streptophyta, Magnoliopsida, Ericales, Balsaminaceae. Gene Ontology annotation, molecular function: protein dimerization activity; DNA-binding transcription factor activity, RNA polymerase II-specific; RNA polymerase II cis-regulatory region sequence-specific DNA binding.
AUGGCGACUCUCAAGAAAAGGAAGAAGGGAUUGAUGAAGAAGAUGGAUGAACUCAGCACCCUUUGUGGCGUUGAAGGAUGCGCGAUUGUAUACUCACAAGGAGAGGCAAUUCCCGAGGUUUGGCCCAAUGAGACAAAGGCUGAGAGUGUGGUGGCCCGAUUUAACAUGAUGCCAAAUGAGAAUCGACACAAAGGGAUGGAAAAUCAGGAGAAAGAAACUACUUUGUUGAUGUAUGGUUACCUUAAUGGAGAAGUGAGUCAUGAAAGAAAAUUGGAAAUGGAUGAGUACCAUGAUCUUAAUAGGGUGAUUGAUCAAAAGUUGGAAGAAAUUGGUGAGAGGAUGAGAGCGCUCCCGGUGAAAUCAACUUUGAGUCUGGUUCAAGAUUCAAUUAAUCCUUCAAGGGUUAACGAGGAUGUAGCUGAAUGUUCGACGAGUCGUAUGAGAUUGAAGGAUGAUGAAUUUGUGAUUCGGACAGAAGAGAAUGAUGAUUAA